UAUGACGUAGCCGAUUGCGUGACCGGAAAAACGAUGUACUGUAAACAUCGAACGGAAAUGGCGUCAAGUCGCUGUCACUUUUAUGCCUCCUAAAAUUAUUUGCCGCCGUGUUUUCGUUGAGUUCAUCCACCGGCUAAGCUGAGGGCCCAGCAAGCCUGACGUGGGGCUCGCUGCUGUGUCGCUAGCUGACGACAAGAUGGACGAACAUAAGAUGGUGGCGGGUAAAGUGAAGAAACCUGGAAAACGUGGCCGGAAGCCCGCCAAGAUUGACCUAAAAGCCAAACUGGAGCGAAGUCGCCAGAGCGCCAGAGAGUGUCGGGCCCGGAAGAAGCUCCGCUACCAGUACCUCGAAGAACUGGUGUCCAGCAAGGAGAGAGCCAUCUGCGCCCUGCGAGAAGAGCUGGACAUGUACAAGCAGUGGUGCUCCGCCAUGGACCAAGGAAAGAUCCCAUCCGAGAUCAAAGCCCUGCUGACAGGCGACGACCAGAAGAGUCCACAAGGGGGCAGCAGCACCAAGACGUCCAAAAGCAACAAGAACAACAACAACGUUCAAGGCUGAGAGACUCGACACAAAAUGUCUGAUCUACUUUUAGCAAAGACACUUUUAAAGCAUCGCCUGACCAGCUUGGCGUGUUUUACAUGGCUCGCCUUUCCAAAGUGACGCAUUAUUAUUAUUUCUUUAUGUCUUUAUUCAUAUUAUACUGAUGAAAGUCAAUGCUUGAUAAAAAAACAAACAUGUGGAAGUCAA
This is a messenger RNA of Entelurus aequoreus (snake pipefish), 748 nucleotides long. RefSeq names its product cAMP responsive element binding protein-like 2 (gene crebl2). Gene Ontology annotation, cellular component: nucleus. Gene Ontology annotation, biological process: regulation of DNA-templated transcription. NCBI's taxonomy places the organism in Eukaryota, Metazoa, Chordata, Actinopteri, Syngnathiformes, Syngnathidae. Bases 197 to 559 code for a protein of 120 amino acids. Gene Ontology annotation, molecular function: DNA-binding transcription factor activity. The record is from RefSeq and is a predicted model, not a curated record. The transcript has 3 exons.